AUGUUUACUCCAUCGAUAUUAAGUAGGCUUGUUAGAUGGAGUGUUCGGGCAUUUGCUUCAUGUUUCUUGGCUUGCACAUUCGCCAAAGAGAAACAGGCAGAGAUGAAUCCGUCUCCGUCGGCGAAACAUUCGACAGGACACGUUGUUUCCGAAACGAAAAACAAUACGGGAGAUGAGAAGAUUAGUGACAAAAAUAGACGACAGCGGGACCACAGUCGGACAAUGUCGAAAAGCAUUGUUUCAGUGGACAAGGAAAGCGAAAACUCGAGCUGGGUAUGUCUCCCUGAUGAAGAAUACGUAGUUUUUUGUAUUAAAGAAGACGGAGCUUAUGAUGUUACGAUAGAAUCAAACAAAUCAGAAGAAUCAAAUCAAUCCGAAAGAAGUUUAUGGUUGGUUAAUAGAAAGAUUGAUUCUACCGAGGACGCCGAAAGAGAUGAACUGAGCAGUGAUGAAGGAAGAUCAAAUGAAGACGCGAGUGAAGGAGAGGCCAAUGCUACUAAAGAACAGGGUAAUGGAGAAAGGGCCAUGACUUGCUGUGAAGUAGUGUUCGCUUCAAGUAGCUUGAAAAGAUUAGAAGAAUCAAGAGACUCUUAUCAAUUUGAUGGUAGCACGGGACUAGCUUCAGGUAGCUUAAGGAGAUUAGCAGAAUCAAGGGACUCAUAUGAAUCUGAUGGUAGCACUGGAUCCUUUACCUUUCCUGUAUUAGAGUUGGAUUGGAUUGGAAGUCCAAUGAGAAUGCCAAUGCCGGAAGGCAUUACCCCAAGCAAGAACAAGGCCCAUUGUGUGCCAAUGCCAAGGAAGAAAGGCAUUGGCACAAGGAAGAACAAGAACCAUUUUGUGUAUUUUCAAUGUUUUAGAUUUUGAUUGUCGGUUUCCACUAGUAAUCUAUGACUAUUCUUUUACAAAUAAUAAAAAAUUAUAUAACAAAUAUAUUUAUAAAAAAAAUUGAAAAAAUUAUGUUGUCCUAGUAUCAAAUCUGUUUAUUUUAAUGAAAAGACAACUUUUAUACUAACAACUUCAUA
Gossypium raimondii (Peruvian cotton) is the source of this 1022-nucleotide messenger RNA. Its product is annotated as protein BREAKING OF ASYMMETRY IN THE STOMATAL LINEAGE. The transcript has 5 exons. Gene Ontology annotation, biological process: regulation of asymmetric cell division. The record is from RefSeq and is a predicted model, not a curated record. Bases 1 to 864 code for a protein of 287 amino acids. NCBI's taxonomy places the organism in Eukaryota, Viridiplantae, Streptophyta, Magnoliopsida, Malvales, Malvaceae.